This is a messenger RNA of Torulaspora globosa, 2073 nucleotides long. RefSeq names its product Zn(II)2Cys6 transcription factor domain-containing protein. The transcript has a single exon. Gene Ontology annotation, biological process: regulation of DNA-templated transcription. Lineage: Eukaryota; Fungi; Ascomycota; Saccharomycetes; Saccharomycetales; Saccharomycetaceae. Bases 1 to 2073 code for a protein of 690 amino acids. The record is from RefSeq and is a predicted model, not a curated record. Gene Ontology annotation, molecular function: zinc ion binding; DNA-binding transcription factor activity, RNA polymerase II-specific.
AUGAGUGAAGCUCCAAGGGCAGUCAAGAGAAGGAGGAAGGUCGUCAAGUCCUGCACAUUCUGCAGAAAGAGAAAAUUGAAAUGUGAUCAUGGGAAGCCCAUGUGCAACCAAUGCUUGGAGAGGAAGCUACCCAAUUGUCUCUACACGGAUCACUUCAAUUUCCAGUUAACGACUGACGAGCUGUUUAGCGACUCACCUAACGUCGAGCUCAUUCGCAGGAUUAACGAGCUGGAGGAGAAACUUAAGGACUUUGAAGGUGGCGCAGUGAGUGAUGGUACUCAUUCUUCAUCGACUCCUAGUUCUGGCCGUUCGUCGAUAUCAACUGGUCCCAGAAACAAUCCACUCUGGGCCUAUAGGACUUUUAUACAGAUGGAUGGGCAGUGUAUUGUUUUCGGACCCACUUCGUGGAGGACAACGGUAGUGGCUCAAGGUGACCGGUUCGUGGCGGAAUACAAAAAACUAUGGGAUAUGAUUAUGCCCGAGAGGUGCAAAUGGAUGAGCAGUUCGUGGAAGACGCAAAAGAUGCCGAUAACACCUGAGGAAGAAUGUGCGACAGGCGCUCUUUGUAAGGAGUUACCAGGAUAUCAAGAGCUGCGGAAAAGCGUUAUCAAAUACUUCGAUGACGAGUACCACGUAAUGUUUAAGGUGUUGGAUAAAGAGAAAACUCUGAAUGAUUUGGAGCGUUGCUUCAUCCGCUCUCCGGAUGACCAGGAUCGUGUGAUAGAUAUAAUUGCACCAGAUGGCGAUGGUAAUCUCUGUAAGGCGGCGCUGAUCCUGAUGAUACUGUGCUUAACGAAACUUGAAGGGGCACCACCGCCUUUAUUCAGCAAAUUUUUUACAUCAUUGACCGCGUUAAACUUGUCUACCAAAUUAAGUUUCGUCGAGAGAUCGCAAUUUUUGCUGCUGCGAUUUUUCAACAAUGUCUAUUACUCGUACGUCUGCGAGGAGGCUCCUCAGGUAGGCGGUAUGGUCGCGGAACUGUGUGAGUGUUCGAUGAAUUUGGGGUUGGCAGAGGCGAAUACCUACUACAAGGGCAAAGAGAGUGAAGUUGGGCCGCUUUAUACCCUAAAUAACGCUUGGUUGUGGACCUUGUACGCGGAUGUACUGGUUGCUUUUGAGUUUGGCAGGCCACUUCUCAUAUCGGAUGACCAUUUCGACCCUGAGACACUAAAGCUUUAUGAGCAGACCGAGGAAGAAUGCGGUGGUUUGCUGCGCAGAAGACGCUUAAUGCUCAUGAAAUUCAUACAGGUCUCCCGUUAUUGUAUUAUGGAAAUCAACUCACGAUCAAGUUCUGGUAACAUCGAUGUGGCGAUAGAGCAGCUGAUAGCAUAUAUUCAAGACAAUCUUUUACCGAUACGAUGUUACACUUCGCAGGAAACAAUUCCAACUGUUGACUUUUUUGAUGUCACUGUUUUGGCGCCGAGCCUCGGCAUGUUGUUAAACUUUCAUAACAUUCAGCGAACGUGGUUGAAUUCUCCUCUGACUACGGUAAAGAAUGGCUUAGUCAAGUUUGGGCUUCUCUCACUAUCUUUAUCAGUGAACACAAUCCUUGGUAUUCUCGAAAGGGACGCCGGCAAGGAUGGCCAUAGGGCGCUGCAUUUCGCAUUACUGCUAGUAAAUCCCUUACUGAUGAGGGUGCUUUCUGAGAUGUAUUCUGCCUUCUUCUAUAAACUUUCUCUCUUCGAAGAUGGAUUGAUCAAAUCCAUCGAUUGGGGUACUUGCGCAGUUGAACUUCAUAACUUGGAUGUGCCGACUUCGGAAUACUACUCGUUUGUUGGAGCCAUUAAUAUGUUUAGGGAGAUGAUUGAUGAGCUCUUUGAACCCUCGAAAGCUCACUUGCAAGCUUUGUUCUUCAAAUCCCACGCAAUUGCAACCACAUUGGCGUUGGAGAAAGUUAGCAGAACUCUUUUUGACAGGGCCCGCGAGUCGAGAACGAAAGCCGAGAAUUAUUGCAGUUUCACUGAUGAAGGAACUAUCUCACAGGAGACGUUGAAUGAAAUGACUGAUAUAUUUUGGAGCACUUACGAUCAACAAUCUCAGGAUCUGUGGUCCAUGAAGCCACAAGAUUUUUGA